CAGUCGCCGACCUAUUAACUAAUAGCCUGCCCAAAUUCUUCUUCCUUAAAUUCUUCCUUCCCGGCUUAGAUUUCUCCGACUCUUCUGCCCAUUUUUCACUCCUUUGUAUACUUCCAUACCCUGUAAUCCCUUUGUUUUAAUACAAAAACCUCAACCAAACUCCCAUUUGGUGGAAAAAAAAUAGUAAUAAACAGCCUUCAAAAUCUAUUCUUGCUGAAAAGAUACCUGAAAAUCCGAGGCUUUUCUUUCUAAUUUUCUGCCAGAAUUUAUAGAUUCUGUUGAAGUUCAAUACGAAAACCCGUACCAAACUCCCAAUUGGUGGAAAAAGCAAUACACAGCCGUCGAAAUCCUGAAUUGGAUCCUUGCAGAAAAGGGAAGCGGGUUCUAGAAAGAUGGAUGAUAUGAAGGAUAAAGUCAAGGGGUUCAUGAAGAAAGUCAACAAUCCAUUUACUUCUUCCUCUUCAGGUAAGUUCAAGGGCCAGGGUAGAACCUUGGGCUCUUCUGCACCAUCAUCUUCCGCACCCACAAGUUCCAUUCCUUCAAGAAUUAUUCCACCACCAGUUAUUGAUUCCACUAAAAGCAAGAUUUCAUCAAGUUCAUCAAAUUCUAGACCUAACGUGAAUGGUAGUAGCAAUCUCUCUGAUAAGAAAAUUGAGAACAAAAAGAGUGAAAUAAAGACUCAUACGAAUGAGAAUGGGAAGGUGAGAAAUGGGUUUGAUCCAUUUGAUUCAUUGAUUACGUCUACGAAGAGAAAUCCAAAUGGUUAUGAGUUAAAUGUGGUUGAAUGUCCUGUUUGUGGUAAAGGGUAUGGUUCUGAAGAGGAGGUGGCUGGCCAUAUUGAAAAUUGUUUGAAAGCUUCCGAGGUGAAAAGUGAAUGUUUGGGGAAGGAAUUUGAUGAUGGUGAUGGCAGGGAGGAGGCAAAAGGUGAGUUGGAGGUUUGUGUUGGUGCAUAUGUUUCUGGGAAGCCGUCUGAGGGAUCAAUGGAUGUGGUACUUAAGCUUUUGAAGAAUGUAGUUAGGGAGCCAGAAAAUGGAAAGUUUAGGAAGAUUAGGAUGGGGAAUCCUAAGAUAAAAGAGGCGAUAGGUGAUGUUGUGGGAGCUGUGGAAUUGUUGGAAUGUGUGGGGUUUAAGUUGAAUGAAGAUGGUGAGGAAAUGUGGGCUGUGAUGGAUGUUCCAUCUAAGGAGCAGCUUGGUUUAAUCCAGGGUGCAAUUUCUUUACUGGAGCCGCAAAAAGUUGAAGAAUCACCGUCUACAGCUCCAGCUAAGGUGGAUGAGCCAGACGAGCCAAAGGAGAUUGACAGACAGAUUCGGGUUUUCUUUUCCGUUCCAGAAAGCACAGCAGCAAAAAUUGAACUGCCUGAUUCUUUCUAUAACCUUUCUCGGGAAGAACUGAAGAGAGAGGCGGAUAUGAGAAAAAAGAAGAUUGGAGAAUCCCAGCUGUUAAUUCCUAGAUCAUAUAUGGAAAAGCAGGCAAAAGCUGCCAGAAAGAGAUUCACGAAAACUGUUAUCAGAGUGCAGUUUCCUGAUGGAGUGGUGCUUCAAGGCAUCUUUUUACCUUCAGAGCCAACUACUGCUCUAUAUGAGUUUGUCAGCUCAGCGCUCAAGGAACAAAGCUUGGAGUUUGAACUAUUAGAUCCAGUGCUUGUAAAACGGCGGGUGAUCCCACGUUUUCCUGCAGCAGGACAGAGAGCAAUAACACUUGAAGUUGAGGAACUGGUUCCUUCAGCUCUAAUCAAAUUUAGACCUAUUGAAACAGAUUCAGUUGUUUUCACUGGUCUACGCAACGAACUCCUGGAGGUCAGUGAACCCCUUGUUCCUGGUUCAGCCGUUGCGUCAUGAUGAAUUUCAGUAUUCCAUUUCAGAACCCCAUUUCAGUUUUCCCAACCUGAAGCAAACAUAUUGAAGAAUUUUCAGCAUCUCAUAAUUCUUUACAUCGUCCAUUCUGCUGUUGUCCCAAGGUUGUGGAGUCAUAUAUCAAUAUAUUUCUUCCUUCCGAAUGUUGUGUGCAACCUUUUGCUUUUUAGUCAUUUUCAGCAGAUACAGACAUUGUCGGGUGCCAGAAUACAUGUUUGUAAAGUUGGAACUUGUCAAAGCAAGAGAAUUUUGGAUAGAUAUCAGGUUCUUUUAGCACU
Coffea eugenioides is the source of this 2131-nucleotide messenger RNA. Its product is annotated as plant UBX domain-containing protein 2. Gene Ontology annotation, molecular function: protein binding. Bases 393 to 1838 code for a protein of 481 amino acids. Lineage: Eukaryota; Viridiplantae; Streptophyta; Magnoliopsida; Gentianales; Rubiaceae. The transcript has 4 exons. Gene Ontology annotation, biological process: defense response to fungus. The record is from RefSeq and is a predicted model, not a curated record.